AUGCCGCCUGCACCGUUGUGCCUUGCCUUCCACGACAUCUCCCCCCAGGCACCGACUCAUUUUCUGGUGAUUCCCAAAAAACAUAUUGCCCAGAUCUCUGUAGCAGAAGAUGAUGAUGAAAGUCUUCUUGGACAUUUAAUGAUCGUUGGCAAGAAGUGCGCGGCUGACCUAGGCCUGAACAAGGGUUAUCGAAUGGUGGUGAACGAAGGCACAGACGGGGGCCAGUCCGUCUAUCACGUUCACCUGCACGUACUUGGCGGGCGGCAGAUGCACUGGCCUCCCGGUUAAGCGCGCUUUGGGGAUAAUUUUCCCUUUGUAGGCAGUGAGUAAAUUUGCAAGUUCCAGUAUGCUAAACAGUACUCUUUUGCCUGUGUACGGAGAGAUUGAAGAAUUAUAAAAACCUAUGUGUAAUAAAAGACAUCAUUGCAUGCUCUGCA
Molecule: messenger RNA, 437 nt
Organism: Octodon degus (degu)
Lineage: Eukaryota; Metazoa; Chordata; Mammalia; Rodentia; Octodontidae
Gene: Hint1
Product: histidine triad nucleotide binding protein 1
Exons: 3
Coding region: 1-288 (95 amino acids)
Biological process (GO): purine ribonucleotide catabolic process
Cellular component (GO): cytoplasm; nucleus
Molecular function (GO): hydrolase activity
Source: RefSeq, a predicted model, not a curated record